Messenger RNA from Aaosphaeria arxii CBS 175.79, 1857 nucleotides. Its product is annotated as glycoside hydrolase family 72 protein. Gene Ontology annotation, cellular component: cytoplasm; fungal-type cell wall. Gene Ontology annotation, biological process: fungal-type cell wall (1->3)-beta-D-glucan biosynthetic process. The transcript has 2 exons. The record is from RefSeq and is a predicted model, not a curated record. NCBI's taxonomy places the organism in Eukaryota, Fungi, Ascomycota, Dothideomycetes, Pleosporales. Bases 240 to 1592 code for a protein of 450 amino acids. Gene Ontology annotation, molecular function: 1,3-beta-glucanosyltransferase activity.
CAAACAUGUCGAGAGUAUUGGCAUUGUCUUGCGAGUUCCACUUUGGAACCUUUCGAAAUACCAAGAGGAUGGAGCUCCUUUCUCAAAUACCUGCGUACCCAGGGCUCUGCUCCCUUCUGCAAUGCUUUUUGGUUUGAACCUUUCCUCUACUCAUCUUACCAGUCACUCGUUACAACUACUCGUUUCCGUAUUCUUCUUAUAAUUCUUUUAAUUUCAAUUGUUUCCUACCCUCUCUAGAAAUGAAGUCAUUUGCCGUGCUCUCCGCGUUGGGGGCAACUAUUGUCCCAGCACUUGCUGGACUUGUCCCUCGCCAGUCUGGAAAACUGCCUCCAGUUGAGGUCAGGGGAAACGCUUUCUUUACAGGAAACGAACGCUUCUACGUUCGUGGAGUUGCCUACCAGCCAGGCGGUGCCUCCGAUGCUAAGGACCCUCUCCUGGAUCUUGAUGGACUUAAACGCGACGUGGAAAACUUCAAGAAGCUUGGGAUCAAUACUGUUCGUAUCUACACCAUCGAUAACUCCCAGAAUCAUGAUGCCGGUAUGAAGAUUCUUGACGACGCGGGUAUUUACCUGGCCUUGGAUGCGAACACUCCCGACUACUCGCUCAACCGCGCAAGCCUCCAGUCACUCCACCAGUCCUACAACGACGAAUAUCUGCAGUCAGUAUUUGCAACUGUCGAGCAGUUUGGAAAGUACGACAACACCCUUCUUUACUUCUCUGGUAACGAAGUCAUCAAUGCGAGGAACAACACCAACGCUGCUCCUUAUAUCAAGGCAGUGACCCGUGACAUGAAGAGAUUCAUCAACAACCGUCUGGAGCGCAAGAUUCCCGUUGGUUACUCCGCCGCCGAUGUUGCCGAGAACAUUGAGCAGCAAGCCCUCUUCUUCAACUGUGGCACUGAUGACGAGCGCUCUGAUUUCUUCGCCUUCAACGACUACUCUUGGUGCGAUCCCUCUUCAUUCAAACAGUCCGGUUGGGACCAGAAGGUCAAGACUUACGAGGACUACAACAUCCCCCUCUUUCUUUCUGAGUUCGGAUGCAUCACCAAUACUCGCGAGUGGGGUGAGAUUGCUUCCUUGUACCACACCAAUAUGACCGGCGUCUACUCUGGAGGCCUCGCAUACGAAUACACCGUCGAGCCCAACGGUUACGGUCUCGUCGAGCUCAAGAACGGAAAGAUCACCCCCAACGAAGACUUCGAUCGUCUCGUCGAUGCAUACAAGAAGACCAGCAACCCCCAGGGUGGCGGUGGCUUCAAGCAACGUGGUGAGAAGUCCCAGUGCCCUCCCGAGGAUGAAGAAUGGGAGGUCAGCAGCACCCUUCUGCCUGCCAUUCCUCAGCGCGCUCUCCGCUUCAUGACCGAAGGUGCCGGUAAGGGUCCCGGUCUUGAGGGUACCUCGCAUUUCGGAAAGGGUGUCUCCUCCACGACCGCUACUCCAGGAUCUGGCCAGGCAACCCGCACUCCUACCGGUGGCGCUUCUGCUGAAAACAGCGAGGGACAACCAGGUGCUGCCGCCAACGUUGAGAUCCCUCUCCGCUUCCUCGGCCUCCUCGCUGCGAGUAUGCUCUUUGGCGCUGUACUUGUAUUCUGAGCGGAAUGAGCUUCGCGGAUACAUGAAAAUGGAAGAAUUUGUGAAUAGCUGAAUAUCCCUCUUUUGGAAAAUUUUGGAAGACAACAACUCAAAAUCCAUCUUUUCCGCGUACAUUUCUUGGAGUUUUUUUUUUAUCGUGUGACCUGUGCUGGUUAUGGGUGGGCCAAAUCUCUGACAAUUUUAGAUGUGCCUCUGCAUAGGGGCUUUUUUUACACAACACAUUUCAAUCGGCGUAUAUAAGCGUGACACCUUUUUUUUCUUUGCC